Molecule: messenger RNA, 2773 nt
Organism: Hyla sarda
Lineage: Eukaryota; Metazoa; Chordata; Amphibia; Anura; Hylidae
Gene: AKAP17A
Product: A-kinase anchoring protein 17A
Exons: 5
Coding region: 105-2096 (663 amino acids)
Biological process (GO): regulation of RNA splicing
Cellular component (GO): cytosol; nuclear speck
Molecular function (GO): RNA binding; protein kinase A binding
Source: RefSeq, a predicted model, not a curated record
CUAGUUCCGCCCACAUCCCAGCUUGCAUAGCGUUUCGCCGAUCUUCCUGGCUGGAUGUGCGGGUAGCGGCUCUGUACUGGUGGCUGCAGAGGACUGUCUAUAGUAUGGCUGCCGCGACCAUAGUGCAUGAUGUAUCUGAAGCUGUGGAACUGUGUCAUCUGCAUGGCCUUUAUCUAAAGCCCAUCUCAAAAAUGAUCAUCAGCGUGGCGCUGCCUCAACUGAAGCAGCCUGGAAAAUCUAUCUCAAACUGGGAAGUGAUGGAACGGCUUAAGGGCAUGGUGACCAACCACCAGUUCUCCACGCUGCGCAUUUCCAAAAGCACCAUGGACUUCAUCCGCUUUGAGGGAGAGGUUGAGAACAAGAGCUUGGUGAAAGCUUUCAUAGCAGCUUUGGAUGGUAAAAGUAUAAAGCUAAGUGGCUUCUCUGAUAUUCUAAAAGUCAGAGCAGCCGAAUAUAAAAUAGACUUCCCCUCAAGACAUGACUGGGACUGCUUCUUCCGAGAUGCAGCAGACAUGAAUGAAAACUCACCCGGAGAAAGACCUGACACCAUUCAUCUAGAAGGCCUUCCUUGCAAGUGGUUUGCUUCGAAAGAUUCUGGCUCUGAGAAACCAAAUGAAGAAGUCCUUGUAAAGGUUUUCAGUAUGUUUGGUGAGAUUAGGAAUGUCGAUAUCCCCAUGCUUGACCCGUACAGAGAGGAAAUGACUGGUAGGAACUUCCAUACUUUUAGUUUUGGUGGGCACUUAAACUUUGAAGCAUAUGUCCAAUACAAGGAGUAUGUUGGCUUUGUGAAGGCAAUGAAUGCUCUGCGCGGUAUGAAGCUUAUGCAUAAAGGUGAAGAUGGAAAAGCUGUGGCUUGUAAUAUAAAGGUCUCAUUUGACACAACCAAGCACCUGAGUGAGGCAUCUAUUAAAAAAAGACAGCUCGAGCGUCAGAAAUUACAAGAACUAGAACAGAAGCGAGAGGAACAAAAGAGAAAAGAGAAGGAAGCCGAAGAGAGGCAAAAAGAGGAGGAACGCAAACAAAAAGAAAUGGAAGAGUUGGAGAAGGAGAAGAAACGUAAGGAUAAGAUAAAAAGGAAGGAGGAGAAGCAGAGAGAGCGGGAAGCUCGCAAGAACAAGAAAAAAUUACAAAAAAUACAGGCAGAGGAGCAAAAGAGAUUGCAGGAGAAAAUCCGAUUUGAGGAGCGAAGGCUUUUGCUGGCUCAGAGGAAUUUACAGUCCAUCAGGUUAAUUGUGGAGCUUCUAAGCAGAGUGAAGGCUGCAAAGAUACGUGAGCAGGAGGAGAAGGAAGCGGAGAGAAUUCGUCUCAUGCAGCUGGAAGAACGGAGAAGACAACAGGAGGCAGAACUUAGGCGAGUUGAAGAGGAGAAACAACGAACCCUGAGUUUACACCGGAAGGAGAAAGAGUUAAGAGAAAAGUUGCUGAACAGUCUUCUCAACAGGAACAUGUGCUCUGCCUCUCAAAUUAAAGAAGACCCUAAACCUCAGCAGAUUUACCCUCUAAAGCCCAGUGAAAACCUCCCUCGUGACUCCCCUAUGAACUAUGUCACAUCUACCUCAACGCAAACACAACCAGACUACGAGCCACACAGGCCUUACCUCCACUAUGCAAAUUCAACCCUUCAUGCAGCAAAUGGAGUGUGUGUAGAAGACUCCCGACUCCAGGAAUACAAACAGAUGAAUAUCAUUAAUGCAGGACGACCCCUCUAUUCACUCACCAGCAUUCUAGGCAAUAAGGUGCAUCAUGACAAUUCAACAAAUAAGGAUUCAGGUUUACAAUUAAAGGAAAGUGGAACGUGUCCAAGUAAUGCUGAGACAGAUGACACUCAUAGACAGUCAAAAACAAGCAAGUAUAGCCAGGACACAAAGCACAAGCAUAAGACUAAAAACAAACGGGACUUGAGUAGAGAGGAGGAUGAUCGCAGAAAGGUGAAAAAAUCCCACAAAAAGCAUUCCUCUAGAGAUUACAGCCCGCAGAGUAGUGUCAGUGCAGAAAGAAGCAAAAACAAAGGGAGAGAAAAGGUUAGGUACAGUCAUAAAGACAAGAGGCACCACCGCAGAUCAUACAGCAAAGAAAGGCGAUCCUGGAGUAGUUAAACCUGCUAUGUCUUCAACAUAUGGUCCAGAUGGUUGUUUAUUUAAAUGUACUUAGAGUAAUAUGGCAGGGAGAGAUGGUGUGCUUUGGGCAUUGCCAGGCCUCUGCCUGUAUAAAGGCAUUUUGCCACCAUGAACACUUAUUUUCCAUACACAGGAUAGAAAAUAAGUGAUUGUAAUGAGUCCGACUGCUGGGACCUAUGUGAUAUAGAGCUCAGGACUCUUUGCAUUGAAAAUACUAGAUUGCAAAUUGUUGCCUAUACGAGUGCCAAAUAAUUGUCCAUGGUGGCAAUACCACUUUAACUUUCAGCUGACGACUGGAUAUCUGGUUGCUAAAAAGUCUGAUGGUAAAAGGCUUCAACCAUGGCUGGCCAGUUAUUUUGCUCAAAGCUUGAUUGACAAUGCCAUCACAGCUUUCCAUAUUAGUUAGUAUGUUCUUUGGUCUGAGAGAACUGUACGUAUCGAUGAUCAAUUGUCUCCCCUCCUUUCUGCUUCUGAAUAUUUUUAUUUUAUUUUUUUUAAAGGAAAGGUCCAUUUCCGUCUCUUCAGGGACAUUUCAGGGGUAAUUUUUCUAAUACUUAAAGAAUCCAGUUUUUAUCUGCUAGUGGUUUUUGAGACCACAUAGGAUUGCUAAACUAGGUUUCAGUUCUGGUUAAUAAAAUAUUUAUUUUUCUUUUAUG